Molecule: messenger RNA, 5621 nt
Organism: Anoplophora glabripennis (Asian longhorned beetle)
Lineage: Eukaryota; Metazoa; Arthropoda; Insecta; Coleoptera; Cerambycidae
Product: fatty acid synthase-like
Exons: 25
Coding region: 99-5621 (1840 amino acids)
Biological process (GO): fatty acid biosynthetic process
Molecular function (GO): fatty acid synthase activity; 3-oxoacyl-[acyl-carrier-protein] synthase activity; oxidoreductase activity
Source: RefSeq, a predicted model, not a curated record
GUGUCGCGUGCACCUAAUAAGAAUUCAAUAGCGAAUUUUUUACAAUACCAAAAAUUCAAUAAGUUCGUAGUUGAGCAAAGAACAGUGCUGUUUUGAAAAUGAAUUCUACUAGUAACAUCGGUAAAGAGGAUUACAAUUUUAGAGAAGGGUACAUAAUGGCACAUCCUGCGCCAGGAGACGAAGUUUUAAUAACAGGAAUAUCUGGGACGUUUGCAAAUUCAAAGAAUGUCCAAGAAUUUGGAGACAACUUAUUUAAUAAAAUUAAUAUGGUGGCCCCCAAUAUGAGAUGGGAUUUUGAUCACCCCGAAAUGCCCCCUAAUUCGGGACAUGUAGCGGAUGUCAAUAAAUACGAUUCCGGUUUUUUUGGAGUGCACGAACGGCAGAGCCAAUCGUUGAAUCCGUUGAUGCGACUAUUACACGAGAAAACUGUCGAAGCCAUCUUGGAUGCAGGUCUGCAUCCAACAGACUUGGAGAAUACGAAAACGGGAGUGUUUGUGGCUAUCAGUAUGAGCGAGAAUGACAAACCCUGGCUUUUCGAUAUGUUGACGAGUCAUACGUAUGCUGUCACCGGGUCAGAAAGAUCCAUGGCAGCCCAUCGGUUGAGCUAUUUCUUAAAGCUGAAAGGACCAUCAUACACUUUAGACACCGCUUGCAGUAGUUCCUUGUACGCUCUGGAGCAGGCAUACAGAGCUAUGCGAUUGGGGGAUAUCGAAAAUGCAAUUGUUUGCGGCACACAUUUGUGCCUGCACCCUUUAACAACCAUAAUGUCAGCAAGGCUUGGUGUUCUGAGUCCCAAAGGCUACUCGAGAUGCUUCGACGCUCAAGGUGACGGCUUUGCUAGAUCGGAGGCUGUCGUUUCCGUAAUAUUACAAAAAUCAAAGAGCGCCAAAAGAGCAUACGCGCAGCUGAUGCACGUCAAAUCCAACUGCGACGGGUUCAAGACGGAGAACAUAAUAUUUCCGUCCGGACUCUCACAGUUAGACAUGUUAACUGCUUGUUACAAUGAAGCUGACGUAGAUAAGAACAGAGUAAGUUACGUGGAAGCACACGAAACAGGUACUCUGGCUGGAGGUGUCCAAGAAUGCUUCGCUAUAGAUGAAGUGCUGGGAAAGCAACGGAAACGCCCUCUGUUGGUUGGAUCUGUGAAGUCGAAUGUUGGACAUGCCGAGGCAGCUGCGGGUCUCUGCUCUGUGACAAAAUGUAUUAUUGCAAUGGAGACUGGAUUUAUCCCUCCAAAUAUUAAUUUCACUUCGCCUAGACGAGAUUUAACAGGAAUCGUUGAUGGGAGGAUGAAGGUUGUCGCGGAGAAAACACCCAUUGACGAAGAGAGUUCGGUGAUAGGAGUCAAUGGUUUUGGAUUUGGCGGCGUCAACUGUCACGUAUUGCUCCACCGUAACCCCAAUAAGAAACUCGACAACGGAUUACCAAAAGAUGACCUGCCAAGGCUAGUAUGUGUUAGUGGAAGAACGACCGAGGCGGUAGUCACUUUACUUGAUGGAAUAUCCAACCAACAGGUCGAUGAUGAACACAUAGCUUUGUUACACAAUGGUUUUAGGAAGAAUAUACAUAACCAUUUGUACCGAGGAUAUAUAAUAAUGUCAAAGACGAGGGAAAUAAGUAGAUCGCUUAAAUUCUUCCCAGGUGAUCCUAAGCCGUUAUAUUUCGCAUUUGGCCAAUUAAAUAACUGGCGUAAAAUCGGCAGCCAGCUGAUGGCUUUCCCUGCUUUUUCCGAAUCAAUGCAACGGAUACAAAACAAACUGUGGAAUAGGGGAGUCGAUCUUAUUGGCGCCUUAACCACAAAUGAUCCCUUAGGAAGUUAUACUGACCAACUAUUGGGUGGCGUAGUAGUACAAAUCGGUCUAAUAGAUGUUAUGAGGUUGUUGGAUCUGAAAACAAUAAAUAUAAUCGAAUAUCUAUCCGGACCGCUGCUCUGCUCUUAUUACAACGACACAGUUACUUUGGAUGAAAUUAUUAGUCGUGUUUUGGAUAGGGAUAACGCUGGAAAAGGAUUUAAUGGUCUUGGUUGCAACGCUAUUCAAGAUUCGUCUAUAAGAAGUAAUGAUGGUAUGCAGAAUGACAAAGCCAAGCGAGACCAAAUGGAUAACCUUAUAAGGCAUAUCAUGCCAGAUUCAUUUGAAAAUGCAAGAGCUCCAAUGCAGUCCGAUUUGGACUCAAGCGUUGUGCUAAUUGGCAACAUACCAAUCGAUCCCUCUGAAGAUUUAGACGUAAUCUCACUUUUUGGAAGUGAAUGCAAAAACCAUCUCGUUGACUUUAUGGAAUGUAUUGGAAGGCUCUACGAGAUUGGCUACAAUCCUCAGAUCAGCAGACUGUACCCAUUGGUAGAUUUUCCGGUAAGUAGAGGUACCAGGAUGAUUUCUCCGUACAUCAGAUGGAAUCAUAACAGGGAGAAGUUUGUAUUAAAAUACAGUUCGACGAAAGACGGGGUGAAAACUUACAAAAUCCAAAUCGCAGAUCAGGAGUGGGCACAUCUUUCAGGGCACAUCAUAGAUGGUAGAAAUGUAUUUCCCACGACAGGAUACUUGUACAUAGUAUGGCAAACAUUUUCUUUCCUCAAAAGAAUGCGGUUCGACGACAUGCAAGUAGUAUUCGAGAACUGCAGGUUUCUCAGAUCCAUCACGAUGUUAGAAAAAUGCGAUCUCGUGCUGCAAGUGGCAAUUCAUUCGGGGACUGGUAAUUUUGAGGUGGUUGAAGGCAAUUCUGCUGUUGCUAUAGGGCGCAUCUACAUGUCAGAUGACGAAACAAACUGCCCAUUUCAAGAAUGCGGGGAAAAGACUCAUCUUCCACUGAAUGAAAACGAUGUUUACAAGGAAUUACGGCUAAGGGGAUACAAUUACAUGGGGGCAUUUAAAGGAAUACAACAGUGCAGUUUGGACGUUUCAAGAGGCUACAUCAAGUGGGAAGACAACUGGAUCACUUUCAUCGACAGCAUGAUCCAACUGAAGGUUUUGCAGUUGGACACUAGGCUGCUAAAUGUACCCAUGUGUAUUUCUAAAGUGACAAUAUGGGCCAAAAUGCAUUUAGAAGCGAUAGAUAGCAGCUUUACAGCUUUGGGAAAUACGACCAUUGUUCCUUUUUGCAACGAUCUGGCGUCCGAAGUUAUAAGAUCUUGCGGCGUAACCAUCACAGGGGUGGUGCUAGAGCCGAUACCAAGGAUAAAAGAUCCACUCACUCCAGUCUUAGAGAAGUACGAUUUUGUCCCAAAUGUGACGGACUUGGAUAUCUAUCAAUCCGUAACGGUAAACGUCCAACUAAUAUUCGAGAACACACUAAUAUGUAAGUACAAAGUUCUGGAAGUCAUCGAUGAAUUCACUCCUAAACAUGCUGAGCCUUUAACACCCAUCAUCAAGUCGGUUUCGAAGGACCAACCACUAAUACAGCAAGUCUUUAGAAUAUUUAGCAAAUAUCCGGUUGACGUGGAGCAGACUGUGGAAGACAAAGAACUGAAAACAGAGAAAAACUGUUUGCUAGUUGUUGUGUCUAAUAUAUCAAAGAGGAAAGAGAUGUUAACAGAAUUAUAUGGAGUCCUAAAAGCAAACGGCUUCAUUAUAUCCCGCGAAAGUCUGGACUACGAUUCCGCCCAGCUUAACCAUCCCGAUUUCGUGAUUUUAACAGCCCACAAGACCGCUACCGAAACACUACUACUUCUCCAAAAGCAAAGUAAACCCAAACGGGCAGAUUACAUUAAAAUAAACUCAGAUAAUUUCUCUUGGAUCCACGAGGUGCAGGAAGCCUUAAACAAAAACGACGAUCAAAUCCUGUAUGCCGAAAAAGAACCGAAGAAUGGUAUUCUAGGGUUCAUUAAUUGCCUAAGAAGGGAACCAAACCGCAGCCAUAUUAGAUGUGUGUUUCUGAUGGACGAAGAUACCGAGUUUCGGCCCACAAACCCCUUCUUCGCCGAUCAGUUGAGGAAGAACAUGGCCGUUAAUGUGUAUAAAAACGGUCAAUGGGGAACAUAUAGGUCCUUAUUGAUGGACCAAAUGAAUAUCGUAGAAAAAGAGCACUGUUUUGUAAAUACGCGUCUAAGCUCAUCUAGUGUGAAAUGGACAGAAGGAGCACUUCAUCACGACAUGACUGUACCGUCUGAAAAGACAUUGAUUCAUGUGUACUAUGCUGCUAUAAAUCAUCAAGAUGUGCUAUUUGCCUCUGGCAGGAGAAACAUUGUUUUCAACACUCAAAGAAGGCUGGAAGAAGAAUGUGUCAUGGGAUUAGAAUUUUCUGGACGGGAUAAGAGGGGACGAAGGGUAAUGGGUGUAGUUGCUGAUGGAGCACUGUCAAGUUUAACAUUGGCCGACCCCUAUCUCACCUUUAAAAUACCGGAUUCUUGGAGUAUGGAAGAUGCUGCCACUGUACCUCUCGUGUAUACAAGCCUUUUAUACGCCUUAGUAAUUCUGGGGCAAAUGAGAGCAGGGGAAACGAUUUUAGUCCAUUCAGGAGCUACGGAAUUUGGACAAGCCGCCAUACGUCUCUCUCUAUAUUACGGCGGUGUUGUGUACACCACUGUUGACAAUCCAAGCGAGCGUCAGUUUCUAAAAAGCACAUUUCCUCAGUUGAAAGACUCCGAUAUUGGUAAUUCCUUCGAGGAAUGGUCGGAUCAACUGAUACACCAAGCAACCGAUGGCAGAGGCGUGGACAUCGUGCUCAGCGCUAUGCCAAGCGGCAAGCUUGCUUCUUCACUGAACUGUCUUGCCCGUGGAGGAAGAGUUUUACAACUAAUCAGGGAGGGUAUAUCGAAUAACAGUCACAUCGAUUUACUUCUUUUUAAAAACGAAGGCAGUUUUCACGGUGUUGCAGUUGGUCAACUUUUAAAGGGAACACCCCGUGCUCGAGCAGAGGUGGGCAAAUUAUUUGCAGAGGCGCUCGAAGAUGACGCUGUCCAGCCUUUAAUAAGAAACGUCUUCAAAUAUGACGAGAUUGAACAAGCAUUUAGGUUUGCCGAUACAAACCGUUCCGGUAAAGUUCUGGUCAAGGUACGAGAACCUGAAGAGCAUCUCGUGGCGCUGCCUCGUACACAAAAAUUCUCCGCUACAAUGAGAUAUUUUUGCGAUCCAGAAAAGACAUACGUGAUCAUAGGAGGCUUGGGGGGAUUCGGUUUGGAACUGGCUGAUUGGUUGGUACUCAGAGGAGCACGGAAAUUGGUACUGAAUUCGAGAAAAGGUAUAAGUAACGGCUACCAGGAGAAGAGAAUUAGAACAUGGCAGUCAUACGGAGCUUUAGUGACAGUAUCUACAGAUGCAGUGACAACUAAAAGUGGUUGCAAAAGAUUGAUCGAAAGGUCCUUGCAGUUAGGUCGAAUAGAAGCGGUUUUCAACCUGGCUUUGGUUUUACAGAACUCCCUCUUUGAAAAUCAGACUACGGAAAGUUUUUAUACAUGUUUUGCUCCUAAAGCAAUAGCCACGGAGUAUCUGGAUGAAUUGACUAGGGAAAUGUGUCCCGAUCUAAAGCAGUUUGUUAUAUUCUCAUCCGUUUCUUGCGGACGGGGUAGCAAUGGGCAGACAAAUUAUGGUAUGGCAAAUUCCGUAAUGGAGAAGAUUUGCGAGAAAAGGAAGCAGGAUGGAUAUCCAGCACUUGCAAUCGAAUGGGGCCUUAUUGGAGAGGUGUAA